UCUGCUUUUGGUGAGAGUUAUGUUACAAUUCCUCAUCCUUCUAACCAUUGGUCUACUGUGGAUGGACAUUUUACCCAGACUCGAAACGAAGGCUAAGACAGCAUCCCAUUACCGAGGGCUGGCACCUCAACGUUUUACUGGCUGGGCUGGCAGCCAUGCAAACGUCACCGAUGGGAAAAGUUCAGGCCGCACCAUCAUGACGACAAAAGACACUUUCAACAGGUUUGGUGAAAUAAGCGAGUUCACGUCGGCGUCUGAGGAGCACUGUAGGUAUAAGAUUCAACUGUACGAUGUACGAGGUGCUCUGGUCAAAGGAAAAGGUAACAGCUUUCAUUUCAAUCGCAUUUUGAAGAAUUUAACAGCCGGCGUUCCGUGUGACAGGAACUGCACUGUUGAGGUUGUUUUUGGUAACGAGAAAAAUAACUUCACAGGAAUGGACGCUGUCGUCUUCCACAUCUUUAUGAACUCAGUUCCAUCUCACGGUCUUCCUGCUGUCAUGAACCCCGACCAGGCUUGGGUGUUUUGCUCGUGGGAGUCACCACGCACCUCAGUUUUUCCGGGAAGAAAGGAGCCCAAGCUGACGGGUUUAACUGCCAACGCUGUGUGGACCUACCAUCGGGCAUCAGAGAUUACGACCCCGUACGGAUUCUACAAGCCCGGGGUACCAAUGACACAUGAGGCAAAAACGUCCGAUGAGUGGGUGCAAGGAAAGACGAAGGUAGCUCUUUGGGUCGCUAGUAACUGUGGAGUCACUUCCUGGCCAAGGUUAAGCUUUGUCAGAAAGCUACAGAGGUAUAUUCCACUUGACAUCUACGGACGCUGCGGAAAUCUUACCUGUCGACCCCGCACGUCCCCCAAAUGCACCGUGGACCUGGUGCGAAAGUACAAAUUCUAUCUGGCCUUGGAGAACUCUGAAUGCGAGGACUACAUCACGGAAAAAGCCUGGGAAAAACCUCUCAUGCAGGGCGUGGUCCCCAUCGUGUACGGUGCUCGACGGGAAGACUACGAAAACUUACUCCCUCCAAAUUCCUUUAUCUAUGUCGGAGAUUUCAAAGAUAUGGAGAAACUGGCAGAUUAUUUGAAAAUGUUGGACCGUCAUCCAGAUUUGUACUCCAAAUACUUUGAAUGGCGGUAUAAAGGCAACGUAAUCUACACUGGAGCAAUGUAUAAGACGUUUGACCCGUCUAGAUUAUGCCAUCUCAUACCUGUCAUUGAGAAAGUGCGCAGAGGCGAGUUGCAACGAAAACCAGUUCUUUCUAGCGAUUUCUUUCAAACGUGUCGCAAAGAGCCAUUUUUGGGCAAAGGGCUACGUUGGGAUCCUUGGUAAGUGUGUUCAGUAUGCUGGACACAUACUGUGGGAUAGUACACGUGCAGUCCAUAAGAACGAUACAGUGAUGCACCAUGGUCCUUUAACACCCAGUGUCUACCACAUAAAGCAAACUAGACAUUUGACACGAAAGUUGGUCAAUGGAUUUCUUGUAAUAUUGUUGCCCUCCCAAAUAUUCGCAGCACUUUUUUGUCAGUCUUUUUUUUCAACCAUCAUGAGAAUAUCAGAAUUAGCUUAUCGGAAAACAAUAAUGGGCGAUUCGUUUUAUACAUGUAGUGCCCCACCAAGGGGAUUGUCACAGAGAGGCCAUUUUUCAAGUUUCAGGUCGUGGCUAACUUCCUGCAAUUUUCUUU
Messenger RNA from Acanthaster planci (crown-of-thorns starfish), 1680 nucleotides. RefSeq names its product 3-galactosyl-N-acetylglucosaminide 4-alpha-L-fucosyltransferase FUT3-like. Gene Ontology annotation, cellular component: membrane. Gene Ontology annotation, molecular function: alpha-(1->3)-fucosyltransferase activity. The record is from RefSeq and is a predicted model, not a curated record. NCBI's taxonomy places the organism in Eukaryota, Metazoa, Echinodermata, Asteroidea, Valvatida, Acanthasteridae.